Hordeum vulgare subsp. vulgare (domesticated barley) is the source of this 4270-nucleotide messenger RNA. Its product is annotated as phosphatidylinositol 4-phosphate 5-kinase 9-like. The coding region runs from base 445 to 2961 and encodes 838 amino acids. NCBI's taxonomy places the organism in Eukaryota, Viridiplantae, Streptophyta, Magnoliopsida, Poales, Poaceae. Gene Ontology annotation, molecular function: 1-phosphatidylinositol-4-phosphate 5-kinase activity; ATP binding. Gene Ontology annotation, biological process: phosphatidylinositol metabolic process. The record is from RefSeq and is a predicted model, not a curated record. The transcript is spliced from 9 exons.
GAUUUUGUUCGACGUAGCUAAUUGUCUUGUCACGCUCCCACCUGACGUGAGCUGCCAGCCGCAGCCAUGAACAGGAAGAGGAAGAGGAAGAAGAAAGCAACCCUUUCCUUCUUCCUUGCUUGCUCUGCUAUAUCACAAGAGCAACCCUUCUUCUUCUUCUCUUGCAUCUCAUCUCUUCUUCUUGUUCUUCUUCUACCCUAUUGAUCUGUAAGCAAUCAAGCAGCGGCUCAACUCAUAAUACUCACUCAUCACUGGCACGCACGCAUAUAUAGGAGCACAGCAGGAGGAAGGAACAAGAACAAGUCCACCUCCGCCGGCGCCGCUCUUCUUCCUCCCGUUGCUGUAUGUAUGUAGGAAAGGACAUGAGAAUGAGAAUGAGAAUGAGAAUGAGAUGAGAGCAUCCAUCCAUCAUCAUCAUCAUCGUACCACCUAAGCAUCGCUAGCAUGGCAGCCCAUGCCCAUGUGGCGGCCACCAACCACCUUCAGCCAACAACUCACCCAUGCCAGCCCCACCCCAACGCUGCUCCAAGCUUCACAACAAACUCAGCAGCAGCCGGCCUCAGGUUCGCCGAGAUCACGCUGCCCAAUGGCGACGUCUACUCCGGCACGCUGUCGUCACAGCAGGCGCCCGAGGGCACGGGCCGGUACGUCUGGGCCGGCGGCAGCUGCUGCGUCUAUGAGGGCGGGUGGAGGAGGGGCACGAGGCACGGCCAUGGCAGAACCCUCUGGCCCUCCGGUGCCGUCUACGAGGGCGAGUACUCCGCCGGAUUCAUGGACGGCCAGGGGACCUACGUCGCCGGCCCCUCCACCACCUCCUCCUCUUGGUCUUCGUCAUCAUCCUCCUACAAGGGGCAGUGGAAGAUGGACCGCAAGCACGGCCACGGGCUCCAGACAUACCCCAACGGGGACACCUUCGAGGGCUCCUGGGUGCAGGGCCAGAUGGACGGCCAUGGCAGGUACACUUGGGCCAACGGCAACACCUACGUCGGCGCCAUGAGGAACGGCGCCAUGUCCGGGAAAGGCGUGCUCACAUGGAGCGCCACAGGGGACUCGUUUCAGGGGAACUGGCUCGACGGCGCCAUGCACGGGUACGGGCUCUACACCUGGGAGGACGGCGGGUGCUACCUCGGGACAUGGACCAGGGGGCUCAAGGACGGGAAGGGAACCUUCUACCCUGAACGCGGCAGGGUUCCCGCCGCUCACCAGCUCUACAUCGACGAUCUCAGGAACAGGGGCGUGCUGCCUGAUGACAUCUCAAGAAAUGCCCUUCAGCGGUGCUCCCCAUCUUCCUUUGACAUAAAUCAGGAGCCUGCUGCUGCACCAGCGAGCCCAAAGUUGUCCAUGAGAAACCGGAGCUUCGAGCGGCCUCCGGUGAAGAAGCCGUCCCUGCAGAGGCGCUGGAGCAUCGGAGUGGCCAUCGACAAGAUCAUCGGCGGUCAUGAGCCGGGUGGUAGUGCAGGUUCUGAGGAAACACAAACACAGGGCUGUGAUGAAAACCCAGCUGGUCCUGGUCCUGGUCCUAGCCUCCCGAUACUCGAGAGGGAGUACGCGCAGGGCGUUCUGAUCAGCGAGGUCGUGCUGAACAAGAGCUCGUCCAAGAAGCUGAGUCGCCGGCAGAGCAGGGCGGCCAAGGAUGUCAAAAGGCCCGGGGAGAUGAUAAUCAAAGGGCACAGGAGCUAUGACCUGAUGCUCUGCCUGCAGCUUGGAAUCAGGUACACGGUUGGAAAGAUUACGCCGAUUCAGAGGCGUGAAGUUCAAGCCUCUGAUUUCGGCCCCAAGGCUAGUUUCUGGAUGAACUUCCCCACAAAAGGAACACGGCUUACUCCUGCGCACCGCGCUGUCGAUUUUAAGUGGAAGGACUACUGUCCAGUGGUCUUCAGAAAUUUGAGAGAGAUGUUCAAGAUUGACACCGCGGAUUACAUGGUCUCCAUUUCUGGAAGUGAUGCACUUAGGGAGCUGUCUUCUCCUGGAAAGAGUGGAAGUAUGUUUUUCUUAUCGCAAGAUGACCGCUUCAUGAUCAAGACUCUUCGGAAAUCCGAAGUGCAGGUUCUUUUGCGUAUGCUUCGAGACUAUUAUCGCCAUGUCCACACUUAUGACAACACACUCGUGACUAAAUUUUUCGGCCUCCACCGAGUGAAACCUUCCAGCGGUCAAAAGUUCAGAUUCGUUGUGAUGGGCAACAUGUUCUGCACAGAACUUAGAAUCCAUCGAAGAUUUGAUCUGAAAGGUUCAUCUCUGGGCCGUUCUACUGACAAAGUUAAAAUCGACGAGAACACGACGCUGAAAGACUUGGAUCUGAACUAUUCAUUCUAUCUCGAGCCUUCCUGGCGGGAUGCUUUGCUCAAGCAGAUUGAGAUCGACAGCGAAUUUCUAAAGCAUCAGGGCAUAAUGGACUACAGCUUGCUUCUUGGUUUCCAUUACCGGGCUCGUCAAAGCCUUCUAAGAGGAGGGUCAUUGCCUGAAAGUAUUUUGCAAGAUAAUAAACUAGCCGUUCUUUCGGAACAAGAUGCCAUGGAGGAUGAUUCCGCCUAUAACUAUCGCGAAGGGCUAGUUUUGGUGCAGCGAGGCAGCGGCCAAGAUGGUAAAGUCGCUGUCGGCCCUCACAUAAGAGGGAGCCGCCUGCGGUCGUCGUCUGCUUGUUACGAAGAAGUGGAUCUCCUGCUUCCAGGCACAGCAAGGCUUCAGAUCCAGCUAGGGGUGAACAUGCCAGCGAGAGCAGAGAAAGAAGAAGAAAAACAGGAAGAUGACGGCAAAUCACUCCGGCAGGUGUACGACGUGGUGCUCUACAUAGGGAUCAUCGACAUACUGCAGGAGUACAGCAUGAGGAAGAAGGUGGAGCAUGCCUACAAGUCCGUCAAGUACAACCCCCAGUCGAUAUCCGUCGUCGAGCCCCGGUUCUACUCGGAGCGCUUCCUCAAGUUCAUCCGCACCGUCUUCCCAGAAAACUCGCCCAACCAAUAAUUCAUUCGUCUUUUCUUCCUUCUCCCCAGCAAGAAAAAAUGUAACAGAAAGAUGCAAGGAAAUGUGUUGUGCUUGCUACAUUGCUGUGCAUGUGUGUGGUUUGAGAUGGUUGGAAGUGAAAGCAGUGUGUGUAUUUUGUCAAAAAGCAGCAUUGACAAAACUAGUCAGCAGCAGUGAGUGCUCCAUUAUGCCAUGCAUGGAUGUGGUUGGAUUUUCUGCCAUGUUGAGAUGACCAACCACCCCACUAUACUACUACGCAUCACAUAUACAUGUGAUACGUGUCUGCUAUCCAAACCCAUCCAUACAUCUGUCAUCUCCUACUGGCUCUUUUUUGUUGUGAUGAACAGGAGCUUAGCUAGUGGUGUUAAUUAGGUGAGAUGAUGACAUGCACCGAUGAUUCAUCUCUUGUAUCAAUCGUGUCAAAUGCAAAUGGAAGUGACCGCUCGUCGCCUCACCUAUAAAUUGUAUCGAUGUCAGAUCUCAAGCCGAUCACAACACCAAUACAUAGUCACAAUGGCCACCACCAGCAAGCAGACUCUACCUCUUGCUGCUCUCUUGAUCCUGCUCACCGGCACCAACCUCAUUGCCGCCGCAAGAGCCCCGGCAGCUGUUACCGGGUUUGGCCCGGGAGGAGGCGGCUACGGUGGUGGUGGAGGUGGAGGAGAAGGCGGUGGAAACGCGGGUCAUGGUUAUGGAUACGGUUCAGGGUAUGGAGCCGGUCAUGGCUAUGGCGGCAGCAUUGGUGGUGGUGGCGGCGGUGGCCAUGGGGGUGGCGGUGGUGGAGGUAGCGGCGACAUGGGAUCAGGAUACGGCUCCGGUUAUGGCAGCGGUUAUGGCUCCGGUUAUGGUGCUGGCGGUCAAGGUGGUGGGGGAGGUAGUGGAGGAGGAGGCGGUGGUGGAUCCGGCUAUGGCAGUGGCGGUGGCUAUGGGUCUGGGUAUGGGGAAGGCUAUGGGUCAGGUGGUGGCAUGAACGGUGGCGGUGGAGGAGGCGGCGGUGGAGGAGGAGGUGGUGGCGGCGGCAGUGGUGGUUUUGGGCAUGGAAGCGGCGGAGGCUAUGGCUAUGGCAGUGGAGGUGGAGGUGGCUAUGGCGGCGAGCAUGGCCACUGAGCAUCACCUAUAGCAGUUGUUAUCACUGUUUAUAAACAGAAAUUAAGCUGGUAACAGAGAGUAAUAAACAUGGUUGGUGACUACGCUUGUGUAGAUCAGCCAUCCUGACAUGCAUGUUAAAGAUUGUUGCCACCAUACUGUUAUACGUAUACUGUAUUGAUAAGAUGGAAUAAAGCUUAUUCAGUUUGAAUUGUGAUUUCUA